This is a messenger RNA of Agelaius phoeniceus (red-winged blackbird), 3130 nucleotides long. RefSeq names its product BSD domain containing 1 (gene BSDC1). The record is from RefSeq and is a predicted model, not a curated record. Gene Ontology annotation, cellular component: cytoplasm. Lineage: Eukaryota; Metazoa; Chordata; Aves; Passeriformes; Icteridae.
UCGGUAAAUAUUGGUGACGUCACACCGCCAAGAUGGCGGAGGGGGAGGAUGGCGGCUGGUGGCGGAGCUGGCUCCAGCAGAGCUACCAGGCCGUCAAGGAGAAGUCCACAGAGGCUUUGGAGUUCAUGAAGAGGGACCUGGCUGAGUUCACCCAGGUGGUGCAGCACGACACCGCCUGCACCAUCGCCGCCACGGCCAGCGUGGUCAAGGACAGGCUGGCAAGGGCAGAAGGCUCAGGUGCCACUGAGAAGGUGAGGAAGGGCCUGUCUGACUUCCUGGGGGUCAUCUCGGACACCUUCGCUCCCUCUCCGGACAAGACCAUUGACUGUGACGUUAUCACCCUGAUGGCAACGCCCUCAGGUACCACUGAGCCCUACGACAGUGCCAAGGCCCGUCUCUACAGCCUCCAGUCCGACCCAGCCACCUACUGCAACGAGCCCGAUGGCCCUGCUGAGCUGCUGGAGGCCUGGCUGGCUCAGUUCAGCCUGGAGGAGAAGAAAGGGGAGAUUGCAGAGCUGCUGGCCACCAGCCCUUCCAUCAGGGCACUCUACACCAAAAUGGUCCCUGUGGCUGUUUCCCACUUGGAGUUCUGGCAGCGCUAUUUUUACAAACUGCAUCGCCUGGAGCAGGAUGAAGCCCGGAGGGAGGCUCUGAAGCAGCGAGCAGAGCAGAGCAUGCAGCAAGAGGAGCCAGGCUGGGAGGAGGAUGAAGAGGAGUUCUUGGGGAUGUCCCCCCUGCCUUGUGCAAACAUCACAUUUCCAGGAGCAGCACAGAAAGCACCCAGCUCAGAGGGACACCAGGCUGCUGCCCCCAAGGCUCCCUGUGGGGAGAGCUGGGCCGUGCUGCCCCCAGAGCUGGUGCCAGGGGAGCAGAGCCCCUCGGAGAGCAGCGAGAGCGUGUCCCUUGUGACUCAGAUUGCAAACCCUGCCCCUGUGCCUGCCACCCAGCCACAGACUGCAGCUCCAGCCCUGCCCCUCUCCCAGAGGCUGCAGGAGGCCACCUUGGAGGAGCAGAGCUCCCUGCCAAAGCCCCCAGAAGCUGCUCAGCCUUGUGCACCUGCCCAGCCAUCAGCAGCAUCCUCGGAGCUGGCAGCUGGAACGGAGCUCAGAGAGCUGGAGAGCAAAGGGCAGGGCAGGACAGAGACUCUGAGGGAGGAAGGACCCACAGAUCUGAGAGUCUUCGAGCUCAACUCGGACAGUGGCAAAUCCACCCCCUCCAACAACGGCAAGAAAGGCUCCAGCACGGAUAUCAGCGAGGACUGGGAAAAGGACUUUGAUCUGGACAUGACAGAGGAGGAGGUGCAGCUGGCACUGUCCAAGGUGGAAAUGUCUGGGGAGCUGGAAGAUGAAGAGUGGGAAGACUGGGAAUAAAGCAGCUGCUUGCAGUGUGUGUCACAGGCUCAUUUCCACACCUUCGAACGUGAAUCCAACCUCGGACCAGCUGUUCCUUUGUGUGUGACUGUGCUGGGGUUGCACCCCCAGCCUGCAGGAGUUCCCACUCCUGCAAAAACCUGGGGGCAACUCAAGUGACCCCUGCAGCUCCAGGAGGAGGAAGCAGGAGGUCACUGGCACGCAGGAGCCCGACUUCUCCACAGGUCCUAGAGACUGGCCAAGCCAAAACUGACCCUGCUGUGUUGGGAAGAGGCAGAGUGAGGGGUCCCUGGGGCCAGCUGGGCACUCAGAGCCCUGCCAGCUGUGCUGGGUGCUGCCAGGCUGCCAGCUGGCUCCUUCCCUGCUUGUGUGUGCACGUGGAGCCCUCAGCUGAGAGGCUCCUGGACGUGGCUGUGCCUGCUCUGCUCGCUGCUCUGCAAUUCCCACCCAGCGAGGGCCUGAGGCCUGGAGGUGCUGCACAAAAAAGCACUUGGCUCGUGGCUUUGACCCUGGAAGGAGCCAAACCCCCUGCCAAACCCUCAGCUUCUGCCUGGCUUUUUGUCUUGGAAGCUUUUUCUCAUGGAAAUUCCCAUUUCCAGCAGUUUCUCCAGAAGAGCCAAGGCCUGCUGCUCUCCCCUUUUGCAGCUGCACCACCUUCCUGCACUGGGUUUUGUGUCUUUCUAGUUAAAUUCUCCAAGCAAAAUCCUCCUGGCUUGCUCUUACUGCUGGGCUGGCACUGGUUUGGGUCAGCUGGGGACAGAACCCCGGUGUUGGUGGCACUGGUUUGGGUCAGCUGGGGACAGAACCCCGGUGUUGGUGGCACUGGUUUGGGUCAGCUGGGGACAGAACCCCAGUGUUGGUGGCACUGGUUUGGGUCAGCUGGGGACAGAGCCCCAGUGUUGGUGGCACUGGUUUGGGUCAGCUGGGGACAGAGCCCCAGUGUUGGUGGCCACUUGCAAAGGUCCAACCUGGCCCCACUUCAACCUCAGCUUGGCCAUCCUGGGGGGGACAGAGGCUCCCAAAUUGGGGUGUCCCUGUUGUGUGUCCCCAUCUGAGCCCUGUCCCACCCGUGCCAGCCCCUGCAGCCACCACGAGCUUUGGGUUCCUUCCCUUCAGCCCCUGGCACUGUUUGUUUCACUCCCUUCAGCCCCACGACUCCUUUUUGGGGCAGUUUCAUGUCACAACAGGAGAUGCUGCUCAUGCACAGUUACCCCCAGGGGACAGUGCCCUCCCUGGCCUUUGGGGUGCUGAGGUGACACUUUCUGCCUUUGUCCUGCCCCUUCCAGGCCUGGGGGUUUCCUACUGGCUUUGGACAGCACUAAACAAGGUGCACUUGGAAGAGUUGGGGUUUUGGGGUUGGGUUUUCCUUCUUUAGGGCGAUUCCUGCUGGGAGCAUCCCUGUCCUGCCAAAGCCCUGGGUCCAGCAGAGCCUCUCCUUGUCCUGGCUGGGAUUGUGGUGGGCAGGGGACACAGGGGACACCAGUGGGGACCUGGGGCUGCUGUGAGCCCCAGCUGAUCCCACAGCAGAGCUCGAGGGUGCAGCAUCUGUGUCACUUUCUUUCCUUCUUUUAGUGGAAUUAACCGUGGGGUUGGUUGUGCAAUAUUCUCUGUUCUUGAACUAUUCCCCAUCUCCCUGAGCCUUUUCUAGCUGGGGUGACAAACCAGGAACAAUUCUAACAGCUGGUAGUUUUGUAACAAUGACUUUCUCCAAACCUUUUACAGACUUGCAGUUAACAGCAAUUAAAGGAGUUCUCAGAGUC